Messenger RNA from Meloidogyne enterolobii, 762 nucleotides. NCBI's taxonomy places the organism in Eukaryota, Metazoa, Nematoda, Chromadorea, Rhabditida, Meloidogynidae. The record is from the annotation of a GenBank genome assembly.
AUGAGUUCUCGUUGCUUGUUAUUUAAAAAUAUAAGGAGUUCACCAGAUUCAUUGUAUCCAAGUCGAAAAUUAAUUUUGGCUAUUAAUUUGCUACUAUCUUUUUCUUACUUGCCGAAUCAAGUAUUCAUGAAAAUCUCCAAGUUCCCACCUACCGAUCAGAAAUCGCUAACACAAACAUCUCCGAUUCCAAUAUGCUCAUCCGAUUCUAUUGGUAUUCUUAUACUAAAUCCAGAAGUCAUGUCAGAUUUACCGUUCAUUAUAUACGCAAAUGGUUAUGAAGAGGAGCCAGAAUGCUUGCAACCUUUUCCUCCUAGAUCACCACUUCUACGCCUAGAAAUUCAACUAAAAUUUGGCUUUCCAUGUGGUGUGAAUAAAAGGCGAAUGGUAUUUCCACGUGUUGGUUUAGAAUAUUCACUACGUGUUCUACUUAAUCAUAUUGAUGAAAAUGAGUUUCAAGUUCAUAUGAAUAGGAUUAAUGGUUUCCGAAAAUUACCAAAAAUUCAACAAAAUCAGCGUAUUUUUGAUAUUCAUUGCCAGUAUUUCUCUGAUAUUAAUCAAACAAUUGGACAAGUUUUGGAAAUAAGCAUACACAGUAAUUCAGUUAAUGGGCCAGUGGCUGAGAAAGUAAGGUUAGGCGAUCGUGUUUUUCACAGAUGGCGCUGUGAUGAUAAAUAUGCGCUUAAAGUAUAUCAGUGUUAUGCUACAGAUGGUCGUAACAGAGAGCAUCAAAUCAUUAAUGAUCAGGGGUGGAUUAUGUUUUAG